This is a messenger RNA of Symbiodinium sp. CCMP2592, 777 nucleotides long. The record is from the annotation of a GenBank genome assembly. Lineage: Eukaryota; Dinophyceae; Suessiales; Symbiodiniaceae.
AUGUCCGCGCAUGUUGCGAGAAUCCUGUUGUAUUGGCGGUUUGCCUUUGGCUCGGUGCAUAAGGUUUGCGGGAAGCCAACAUACAGCUCCGAGAGCGAGAGCUUAAGAAAAGGCUCGCAACUUGGGCUGACAGAUGUCGAGAGAGAAGGCGGGAAGGAUCUUGACAGCCUGAGCCGUGCCCGUGAUCUGACAGCGAAAGAGCACCUGCCCCAAAGUGCGGGCUUUAGCUGGGCAAAGAAGUGGCCUGUGGCAACGCCGAGGUUGACAACGGUCCAGGAAGAGCUGAGUUCAAGUAAGCAGGCCGGUGAUUUCUUGCAACUGCAGCACGACCUGGAGCAUGCGCACGAAGAGCUGCGAGUGCUGCAAAAGAAACUGGAGCUCUGUCGCGAGGCUGUCGUGACAGCUGUGAAAAGCAUUGACGCAGUGUACGAGGAGGUGCCUGACGAGGAUGGGAAGGAUGCUAACCUCAGCAGGGACGAGGCUCAGCAGUUGCGCGGCCACCAGGCGAAGCAGAAGGCAGCCAAUGCUAUGGACGCCGACAAGGCCAUCUCGGAGCUUCUGGCAGUUGUGGGCAAUCCAGCAACGAUCUUGCCGGAUAAGGAGGUGGUCGAGGAGAAGUACAAGACUUCUGGGGAGAAUGCGGAUUGCGGAGCCAGCCCGGCUUUAGAGAAGCUGCUGGAGAUGAAGGUGUGUGUGUGUGUGUGUGUGUUCUCCGUGUGUGGGGUGCAUGCUUGUUUGCGGUGUCCAAAGGGGUUACCGAUUGCUUUUCACUGCUAG